CAGAAAAACUAUCCGGCAACGCUUGUUACCGGCCUGUUUCUUUGUUACCUUUGUAUUGUAUCUAAUACGUAUCUAAUGAACAUCUAUAUAUACACAGAAGAUUUAAACAUCUUAUUUUAACUUUUAAACAGAACCAUUAUGUUACUAGUCUUACUGGCACUGGUUUUUGGUGUUAAUUGCAUUCUUGGAUACACGGAAAAUGAACGGAAACAGUUUUUGAUGGCGGGAUUGUCUGAUAUUCAACGAGAAACAAUUGACGGAACAGUAACAGUUGAGAGUGGAACCAUCCCAACAUGGUUAAAUGGUAAUUUUAUGCGACAUUCCUGUGGUGUCUUUGGUGAAACUGAUCAUUUGGAUAGCAACGAACCCAACUAUAUCAGCCAUCUUUUCGAUUGCAUUGAAAUUGGUUCAAAGUUCAAAUUAGAAAAUGGACAAGUGACGUUUACAAAUAGAUGGUAUGACACCCAGUCAAACGAAUUUUUCAAUCGUUAUGGGAGGAACAUGAACAAGUCUAGUGUUUUUAUGGCCGGAACGUACAGCAAGGCAAACCUGUCACAAGUACAGAAUUUUAAACAAUUUGGAAAGCAGUCAAACAAAAUUGUUGAAGUUCCACAUGUCAGUUGGUGGCAGAUCGGUAACCAAGCCAUUGCUAUGACAGAAAUGCCUGUAGGUGUAGUGAUUAACCCAGUAAAGGUAGAGCAUAAUGGUUAUAUAAGUUACCUAGACAAUAACUUUGGCUAUGGCAAAAGUAUCCAAUUAACUAACAACCCGGCACAUGAGCACACUGAAGCAGACGGUACAUUGUGGAGCACAGUCACAGCUGUCAGAUUUACAUCACAGACUAACCUGAAUAUUUGGCGAAUUAUUUACAAAGUUGGUGCUGAUAGGAUCAGACACAAAGUUGGAGAAUACCAUUAUAACGAUGCAGAUUUAACAAAGUGCUCUAGAACAAAGCCAUUCAACACUUACCCAGAUUUAAGUUCAAGAUUUGGCUAUUUACACUCGUUUAGCUCGACAGAAAAAUAUAUAAUUCUCCCUGAGACGGCCUAUAUGCAUGAUCCUUGUUUUUACGCUCAUUACCAGAAUGGGGAACCAUUCUUUCCUCAGGGGUUCAAAUUUGAACAAAAAGGUAUGUCACGGUUAGUAGUGAUGAGGAAGUCGGACGGUAAAAUAAUCGCCAGUAUUAAAGCAAAACCUUUCUUCGUAACUCAUCAGCUUGGAUCGUAUGAAGAUGGUGAAUUGAUACAUAUGGAUAUGUUAAUGUAUGAUGACGCCUCUAUAUAUGACAGGACGACAUAUAUUACUAGUCUUAUGGCUAAUACUCCAUACACUACUAAUGUAACAAGAAUAACUAUUAAUACAACUGACUGGACAGCAAUGUUUAAGAAUCUCCGUAGUGGUUCUCCUGCUGCCUUUGAAAUGUCAAACAUCAACUAUGCAUACAAUGGUAGGAAAUAUACGUAUGCUUAUAUGAGUAGGAAUUUCGACAGAGCGGACAUAAAUGCUGUGACUAAGUUAAAUGUGGAUACUGGUGUUGAAACGGAAUAUGUUUUCCCGGAGGGAAUGUUUGUUCAAGAACCUCAAUUUGUGUCCCGACCUAAUUCAACAGCAGAAGAUGAUGGCGUUUUACUAGCACAAGGGGUCGAUGGAACAAAACAUAAAGCAUUCCUCUGUGUAAUUGAUGCCAAGACAAUGAAGUUGAUAUCUCACGUAACAGCACCAGAUAUAGCUUUAUUGGGAUUACAUAAUAGAUUUUUUGGUCUGGAGGUUGGAAACUCUUCUGUUGGUUCAGCGGAAAUAAUAGGAAAAAGAUAACAACAAAAAUAGUUUAUAGCAGAGAGAACGUUUUCAAAUUUGUAACACUACAUAUAGUUGUGAUCUAUCCAUAAGAAUUGCCAAAUAGUGUUCAUUUAGAAUAUAUUUUUAACUUUUAAUAAAAUUUCGCUA
Mytilus californianus (California mussel) is the source of this 1947-nucleotide messenger RNA. RefSeq names its product carotenoid isomerooxygenase-like. The coding region runs from base 139 to 1815 and encodes 558 amino acids. The transcript has 12 exons. Gene Ontology annotation, biological process: carotene catabolic process; retinal metabolic process. The record is from RefSeq and is a predicted model, not a curated record. NCBI's taxonomy places the organism in Eukaryota, Metazoa, Mollusca, Bivalvia, Mytilida, Mytilidae. Gene Ontology annotation, molecular function: carotenoid dioxygenase activity; beta-carotene 15,15'-dioxygenase activity.